CCGAACAAAUGCUGUGGGCACUGUCGGACCUGGUGAUGGACACUAACGGCAGCUAUAUCAGCAAGUUCCGCUGGCAUACCGUUGGGGGAGCCCUAGAAGAGCUGAACACCCCUUUGAUGAUCCCUGGGUCGCUGGACCCCAAAAUCUUACACAUUGCCCAGCAGCCCACACCAAGCGCUCGACCCAUCGCUGACACCUUCCCGCUGCAGAAUGCCACCAAGUGCGGAGCGGAAAUCCUGCCCUAUGGCGACACGGAGAAGGUGAUCAUCGGGAUCGUUCUGUCCAUCAUUACCUUACUCACCAUCUCUGGCAACUGUCUAGUUAUGAUCUCGGUGUGUUUCGUGAAGAAGCUACGGCAGCCUUCUAACUAUCUCAUUGUGUCUCUGGCCCUGGCCGAUCUGUCCGUGGCCGUGGCCGUGAUGCCAUUUGUUAUCGUUACCGACCUGAUAGGAGGCCAGUGGAUAUUUGGGCAAGUUUUCUGCAACGUUUUCAUUGCCAUGGAUGUGAUGUGCUGCACCGCUUCUAUCAUGACGCUGUGUGUCAUCAGUAUUGACAGGUAUUUAGGAAUAACAAGACCAUUGACAUAUCCAGUCAGACAGAGCGGGAAAGGCAUGGCCAAAAUGAUCCUUUGUGUAUGGCUUCUGGCUGCAUCUGUCACACUACCACCUCUCUUUGGCUGGGCCAAGAAUAUCAACGAUGACAAGGUUUGCCUGAUCAGCCAAGACUUUGGUUACACCAUUUACUCUACGGCAGUAGCAUUCUAUAUUCCCAUGUCAGUCAUGCUUCUCAUGUAUCACCAGAUUUUCAAGGCUGCCAAGAAGAGUGCUGCCAAGCAUACCUUCACUGGAUUCCCUCGGCGUGGCGAUAUGAACAUGGUUGAAGCAGAUCACAGAGGGGUUAAGCCACGCAAAGAGUCAGAGGAAUGUACUAACUUUACCCGUCUUCUCAAAAAUGAGCGUACGAACAUGUCAAUCUUCAAAAGGGAACAGAAAGCUGCAACCACUCUUGGCAUUGUAGUUGGAGCAUUUACUUUAUGUUGGUUACCAUUCUUCAUACUUUCCACAGCAAGACCUUUCAUAUGUGGCACCAAGUGCAGCUGUAUACCAUUUUGGUUGGAAAGAACGAUCUUGUGGUUUGGAUAUGCAAAUUCACUCCUAAAUCCUUUUAUAUAUGCGUUAUUCAACCGAGACCUGCGGACAACCUAUCACAAUCUGUUGAGGUGCAGAUACAGGAAUAUUAAUCGUAAACUCUCUGCUGCAGGAAUGCACGAGGCUCUGAAGCUAGCAGAGAGGCCAGAACUGGUACUGUAGGCAGAGCAUGUUCUCUGAAACAGAAAUACCUCAGGAAGAAAAGAAUUCUCUUUGAAAACUAUUGUUGCUGUAAAAUGGGCUCUUAUGCUGAAAAUACUUUAUUCUUCAGAUAUCCUUCAUGCAUCAAGGAUACUGGACUGAAUCUAUAAACAGUUCAGAUGAGUA
This is a messenger RNA of Mobula hypostoma (lesser devil ray), 1475 nucleotides long. RefSeq names its product 5-hydroxytryptamine receptor 7. The record is from RefSeq and is a predicted model, not a curated record. Gene Ontology annotation, biological process: smooth muscle contraction; G protein-coupled receptor signaling pathway, coupled to cyclic nucleotide second messenger; vasoconstriction. Gene Ontology annotation, cellular component: dendrite; plasma membrane. Bases 9 to 1310 code for a protein of 433 amino acids. The transcript has 2 exons. NCBI's taxonomy places the organism in Eukaryota, Metazoa, Chordata, Chondrichthyes, Myliobatiformes, Myliobatidae. Gene Ontology annotation, molecular function: G protein-coupled serotonin receptor activity; neurotransmitter receptor activity.